Molecule: messenger RNA, 1098 nt
Organism: Procambarus clarkii (red swamp crayfish)
Lineage: Eukaryota; Metazoa; Arthropoda; Malacostraca; Decapoda; Cambaridae
Source: RefSeq, a predicted model, not a curated record
AUGAAGUGUCCGCAGUGUCCAGUCACACUGCGGCCUGCUAACUAUAGCGGGCCACAGGCGCCAGCAUGUCCUGAUCUCUCAGAACAGGCGCCAGCAUGUCCUGAUCUCUCCCAACAGGCGCCAGCAUGUCCUGAUCUCUCCCAACAGGCGCCAGCAUGUCCUGAUCUCUCCCAACAGGCGCCAGCAUGUCCUGAUCUCUCCCAACAGGCGCCAGCAUGUCCUGAUCUCUCAGAACAGGCGCCAGCAUGUCCUGAUCUCUCCCAACAGGCGCCAGCAUGUCCUGAUCUCUCCCAACAGGCGCCAGCAUGUCCUGAUCUCUCCCAACAGGCGCCAGCAUGUCCUGAUCUCUCCCAACAGGCGCCAGCAUGUCCUGAUCUCUCCCAACAGGCGCCAGCAUGUCCUGAUCUCUCCCAACAGGCGCCAGCAUGUCCUGAUCUCUCCCAACAGGCGCCAGCAUGUCCUGAUCUCUCCCAACAGGCGCCAGCAUGUCCUGAUCUCUCCCAACAGGCGCCAGCAUGUCCUGAUCUCUCCCAACAGGCGCCAGCAUGUCCUGAUCUCUCCCAACAGGCGCCAGCAUGUCCUGAUCUCUCAGAACAGGCGACAGCAUGUCCUGAUCUCUCCCAACAGGCGCCAGCAUGUCCUGAUCUCUCAGAACAGGCGACAGCAUGUCCUGAUCUCUCCCAACAGGCGCCAGCAUGUCCUGAUCUCUCCCAACAGGCGCCAGCAUGUCCUGAUCUCUCCCAACAGGCGCCAGCAUGUCCUGAUUUCUCCCAACAGGCGCCAGCAUGUCCUGAUCUCUCCCAACAGGCGCCAGCAUGUCCUGAUCUCUCCCAACAGGCGCCAGCAUGUCCUGAUCUCUCCCAACAGGCGCCAGCAUGUCCUGAUCUCUCCCAACAGGCGCCAGCAUGUCCUGAUCUCUCCCAACAGGCGCCAGCAUGUCCUGAUCUCUCCCAACAGGCGCCAGCAUGUCCUGAUCUCUCCCAACAGGCGCCAGCAUGUCCUGAUCUCUCCCAACAGGCGCCAGCAUGUCCUGAUCUCUCAGAACAGGCGACAGCCAGGCGCAACCCAAAAGGUGGCACGGGCAUGAAUAGCCCGUAA